GACGAGUACAACGUCAUCAGUAUGCGACCUUGGGAAAAAGGCGGAGGGAAAGCCGAUUUCAGGAUUAAACAGUAGGAUUACAGCUAAAAGCACAUUGCUUGGGGCUUUAAAAUACCGAAUCUGUUUAAAUAUAACAUCCACGAAAUAUGUCUAAAGAAAUUCGAGAAAAUGUAAUUGGCUAAUAUAACUGAACUAGCAUGUAAUUAGGCGGAUCGCUAGCACUUGACAACAACGACGACGACACAACAACCCUGGUUCCCUUGACAACGGCGCGGAAGCUCUACAAUUCCAAUAUAGAGAUAACGUUACAAUACAUGUAUUAAUUGGCAUUCUUUGAGGCACAAGUUUUCGAGUUUAUAAAAGGAUAAACACACAUUACGGUCAGACUCAAAAAAUGUCUUCAGGGACCGAGAUGAACGCCGAAUCGAGUAAGUGGCUGGACGCUCAUUACGAUCCGGUGGCGAAUCUCUACACAUUCUCAUCAUGUAUAGACCUUGCGGACCUAAACGGGGACGGAGAGAACAGACUUGUUAUUGGAGAUCUGGGCACGGGCUCCUCCAACAUGAAGCUGAAGGUGUACCGCGGAACAGCGCUGAUGAAUGAGAGCACGCUACUGGAUCUGCCCACUGGCUUGGUGUCAUUUCUCAUGGACCUGCACGAACCUCGUAUCCCUGCUAUUGCUGUUGCCUCUGGUCCUUUUAUCUAUGUGUACAAGAACCUCAGACCCUACUUCAAAUUCACACUACCAAGCCUUGAGAUCAAUGCUCUGGAACAGGACGUGUGGCAGCAGGCGAGGGAGGGGCAGAUCGAUCCGCUGGCGUUGAAGGAGCUGCUGGAGGGCAUACGCGACACGGCCGACGUCCCGCUCUCGGUGCGCUCCCUGCGGUACCUGGGUCUGGAGACACAGGACAUGGAGGAGUUUGUGAGCCUGCACAAGCAGCAACCCAUACGAAGACAGACUGUGAUCACGUGCAUCGGGACGCUGAAGAAGAGCUCGGCGGACGAGGACGGGGUCAGCUGUCUGGUGAUCGGCACGGAGAGCAACGACGUGUACAUCCUGGACCCCGAGGCCUUCACCAUCCUCUCUAAGCUGUCGCUGCCCAGCGCUCCCACCAUGAUGGACGUGACGGGCCAGUUUGACGUGGAGUUCCGCAUCACGGUGGCCUGCCGCAAUGGAAACAUCUACAUCCUCCGCAGGGAGUCAUCCAAACCCAAGUACUGCAUCGAGCUGUCCUCCCACCCCGUGGGGCUGGUGAGGGUCGGCAAGAACGUGGUGGUGGGCUGUGCCGAAGAACGACUAUACGGCUUCACACAGAAGGGUAAGAAGCUGUGGACGGCCCAGCUCCCGGCCCCCAUCACCACCAUGGCCACCAUGGACCUCCCCACCCGGGGCUUCCAGGCCGUGCUGGUGGGCCUGGCCAACUGCGAGGUGCACCUUUACCGGGACAAGAACCUGGUCAGCACCAUCAAGAGCCCCGACGUGGUCACCGGCCUGCGCUUCGGCCGCUACGGCCGCGAGGACGGGGCGCUGGUCAUGACCACCAAGGGCGGCGGCCUGGCGGUGAAGAUCCUGAAGCGCACGGCGGCGUUCGACGAGCGCGACGCAGCCCCGGGCCCACCGCCGGCCCAGAGCGUGCGGCUCAACGUGCCCAAGAAGACCAAGCUGUACGUGGACCAGACGCUGCGGGAGCGCGAGCACGCCACCGCCAUGCACCGCGCCUUCCAGAUGGACCUGAGCCGCGUGCGUCUGGCGGCGGCCCAGGCCUACGUCAGGGCCCUGGAGGCCAGCCUGACGCCCAUGUCGGCCAACCCGGCGGCCCCGCUCAAGCUCAACGCCGUGGUGCAGGGGCUGGGCCCGGCGUUCAAGCUCACGCUCAACGUGCAGAACACGGCCGCCAGCCGGCCCAUCCUGAACCUGACGGUGAGCUUCCUCUACGACGGCGGGCUGUACAGCAUGCGGACGCCCUACUUCCGGAUCCCGCUGCUGGUGCCGGGCCUGGUGUACCCCUUCGAGACGCUGGUGGAGUGCACCAGCGACAAGGGCAUCUCGGACGUCAUCAAGGUGUUUGUCCUGCAUGACGGGAAGACGGCGCCGCUGCUGACCGCGCACAUCAACAUGCCCGUCAGCGAGGGGCUGGCGCUGGAGUGAGACGGAACCCCGUACGCGUGCACACACACACACACACACGCACACACACACCUGCCAGCCAGCCCACCUGGUCGAUGCUUAUGGGUAUUAGGUAUUCCAGCACCUCCAAGGAUCAGGGCCGUCUGAUACUCAAAUUGCAGUGACUUGACGCCACUGAUUUGAUGUCCUCAUGAUGGCUUUGAAGUGUUGCAUCCAACGCGUAGACGUUUAACGUCAAAUCAAUACAUUUUGUUAAUAAUUGUCAAACACGAUUCACACUAUACACAUUUGGACAAAACAUAACGUUUCAGUUGUGUUGAAUACACUACAUUCAUUAUUUCUUAUUUAUUUGAUUCAGUUGCUUUUCUCUAUUCUAAAAAUUGACAAGCCAGACUUUGGAAAGGUCCUUAUUUGCACCAUUGAGAGCUUACGGUUGAAUGUAAUUCUCCCUGAUGAACCCCUACUCUUCCAAAAUCACUGUGAAACCGUAUGUAAAGUUACUAUAUAGAAGCAGAAAAUAUAAUUAUCGUAAUCUUAUUACAUUUUUAUAAUAUCAUAACUUUGAGUAUAGGAAGGUUUUAUCAAUAUGAAAGAAGUUAUGUUUUUUGUUUUAGAAUCAACAUUUGUAUGUGAUGGAUCUAGUAUUUUUUGAAAAAUCCAUAAAUAGGUGAUGUAUUGUUAUUCUAUGUGUCAAUAUACGGUAUAUUAGGUUAACGAAAAUUAUUCAUUCCAUUUGUUGUGUAGAAGCGCACAACCAAAGUAUAAUAGUUUGUUUUGCGACCCAAAACUCAGGGAAUAAAUACUGCUAUUGAAAAGUUAAAUAAAAUAAAUCUAUUUAAACACA
This is a messenger RNA of Gadus morhua (Atlantic cod), 2972 nucleotides long. It is a transcript of the gene bbs1, whose product is annotated as Bardet-Biedl syndrome 1. The record is from RefSeq and is a predicted model, not a curated record. Lineage: Eukaryota; Metazoa; Chordata; Actinopteri; Gadiformes; Gadidae. Bases 395 to 2149 code for a protein of 584 amino acids. Gene Ontology annotation, molecular function: patched binding; smoothened binding. Gene Ontology annotation, cellular component: centrosome; axoneme; BBSome. Gene Ontology annotation, biological process: protein localization to cilium; non-motile cilium assembly. The transcript is spliced from 6 exons.